Molecule: messenger RNA, 2023 nt
Organism: Paramacrobiotus metropolitanus
Lineage: Eukaryota; Metazoa; Tardigrada; Eutardigrada; Parachela; Macrobiotidae
Exons: 3
Coding region: 457-1533 (358 amino acids)
Biological process (GO): protein phosphorylation
Molecular function (GO): protein kinase activity; ATP binding
Source: RefSeq, a predicted model, not a curated record
AUAAUGUAACUUUGUGUACCCGUUCAACAAGUUGUGCAUGUUACUCGUCCCUAAGUUAACACACUCAAGAAUUUGUUGCACCUAUAAUGCAUUACCCGUACAAAUAUUGCGAACGGAACAAGUGUUAUUCAUGAACUGCACAUGCACUUCCGCGUAAAAUUUACUGCGUAGUAAUUAGCUUGUACUGCAUAUCUUGUGAUUUGACUGAUUUCCUAUAGCGAUAAAUGCUAGUCAUGAGAUGGGUUGGUAGCUGACACAUAAUGUUAACAUAUAUCGGUUUCCACGCAUCCCUUUUGUACGGAACGCCAUGGACGAUAUAUAUCUUGGAUUUGCUUGAAUGUAUGGACUAUUUCUCCCAAAUGGCAUCAUAUAAUACUGGAUAACGCCUACCGAUAGGCGAUCGCCAUAAUAUAAUUUUUUAUAAAAGCCUUUUCUAAAGUGAGAACACCGAAAAGAAUGGACAAUAAAGCAGAAGGCGCCUGCGGUUCCUGGGGAAUUAUGCUAAGCAGGACAGAGCACCAGAUUUUGGUGCUCAACCGUUAUAACAUGCAAAAAUCUUUGCCGAGGGAAAGAUGUGCGGCUGACAUUCCUCUUCACGAGUGUUCUGGCAACAGAAGUAUAGCGUUGGAGGACCCAACAGAGAAGCAGGAUAGCCUGAAAACGUUGGAAGGCAAACUCGUUCAUUUGGACAGAUUCGAAGGAGCUGAAACCGCCUCUGCCUGCAUUGUUUCAACGUUUAAUAGAGAACGGUCCGAAAUGAUUAAGGACAAGCAGAAUGUAGCCGAGAAACUGGCCCAGAUCGCUUCGGAGACAAAGCAUGUCCUCAAGCAUCUUAAACCGGUUUACUUAAAGCCAAUUACGGAGUUGAUCAUUCUUACCGAAAGCGAAAGUGACUUUCAGCCGUUAGCCGCGCUAAUAACUACCAGAGAGUUCCGUGUAACGUUGGUACCGGAAUUCACAAAGCAGAUAUUAAGCGGUCUGUGCGAGAUACACAAACACGGUAUCGUGCAUAAGGAUAUCCGGUGUUCAAAUAUCCUCGUGCAAAAACACCGCACAGGAGGAACUAUAACAUUUAAACUGAAAAUUGCCCACUUUGAAAAGGCAUCACAUUGUACUCGGGAAUCAGACCACAACAUAAUAUAUCCCGAAGGAUCGUCGCAGUUUGCUUCACCGGAAAUGCAGCAGUUGGUGUUUGGUGCGGACAAGUCGACAGUCAGAGUGGACACAGCGACGGAUAUAUUCAGUCUCGGCUGCACCAUCAUUGAGAUGGUAGAACGCCGUCCACCGCGCUGGGUAUACGAGCAGGCCGGACAGAUGAUGCAGUAUAAUUUCAGGGUUGAACGUACUUUGACGGAUUUCCUUGUUAAUCUGGGCACGUUACUGAGAUGUGAAGCCCAACCGGAUGCCAGUUUUUUGGAGCAAUUUCCCAGCGCCUCUGAUUUUGUUGCGGCAUGCCUAAUGCGAUUGCCGGCUAACAGGCACACAUGCAAACAACUGGAAGAACAUACACUGAUUACGGGACUGCAAAUGUGAUUUACUUUACGCUACUGUCGGUAAAUUCCAUUUGCAACCAAACACACCGCUUCCAAAAAGAAACCAAUCUGUGAAAUAUUUGAGAAAACCGGACGCCUCUUCGAUGUUUUACACGCCACUGUAUCAUCUGGCACCAAAUCGCUGGCUGACAGUGACUGAUACUUUAACGUCAGCAGAUAUAAAUUUAUCGUUUCAUUCAAAGAACUAGGAAUAUCUUUUUUAGACUGCUGUACUGAAUAUCUCCUGCUUAGCGCACACAGAUUCAUUCAGCGUCAGUAAACAAAGAGUUCUAAUUGUUAUUCAUAGCAGUUCCACUGUUAAUUACAAACCCAUCAGGGGGUAGCUUUGAUAAAAACGUGCAUAGUUAUUGAAAGCUGAUCAUGGCUUUUUUUAUCAUAAAUUUAUGGAUGUUUUUUCGUUUUUACGUACGCCAGUCGCGUAUAUGGUCAGUUAUAUACUAUACGUACGUCCAAUAAAACUAGCCUGUCAA